UCGUAUUGUCUCCAUCGGAUUUACGUCCGGAACACGCUGAAACUCCCAUGAUUUGCCCCGCGAUAUCGCGUAUCCCCGAUUUCAACAAACAAUUUUCACUACGGACUUCCACAGACCUUUGAUAUUAGACAUGCAAAGAGAGGGUUGAGAAAAAGAGGAAAUUUCCCACUGUGUGAGUACAGAUAUGGUGAAUGGUGGAAGCAACAAGUGGACAAAACAUGCUGUAAAUCUUCGAUAAUAUUCGAGAUCGAGCGACUUUUGGGGCAAUUUGCGAUGAAGCAGGUUUUUAAGUUUGGUGCUGUGGUCGGAACUCUUGUGGCGUUGUGGAUCGGUCUGCUUCUGUCUCCUGACCUUCCUCAAUCGUUCAGCCUCAUUCUUCCAUUCUUACCUGUAUAUGCGUUGGUUGCUCUCGGGUGUUACGGACUAGGUAUGGUUGGAUACGGCCUCAUGGUCUUUCCAACUUGUCCUCAUGAAUCUAUUCUACUUCAGAAGGACAUAGAUGAAGCAAAAGCAUUCUUGAAGGAGAAAGGAGUCGAUGUAGCCUAUCAAUGACUCAAGUUUAUAAGGCAAUCACCCCUUUAUUGACAGUCAGUAUUUGAAAAUUACCAUCCAAUUCUUUCAUCCUGAAGGUAAUUUUCUUAAUUUUUAGAUGUACAACUAUUAUGCUGGCUUUCGAGAAGCAUGACCAUUAUCAAAAAAGUGUGGGCACUAAACGCACUUCAACCCUGUUCGUCGUGGGCAAGAUAGCAAGGACCCUUUGCUGUUUCCUUACACAACUUGGAGCUGCUGUAUAUGUCAUUUCAUGCUCGUGUUUGACACACACGUCCACGAUCAACGCCAGCUGAUAGAAGCUGCUGCCGAAAUGGGGAGUUUCACAGAAAGGGGUAUGCCCCUGAUAUUCUUGUAUAUCGAAAAUAAGUGCAAAAUGCGAUUAUUUGAUUUUAUGCGCAGCGGUGUAACCUCGCUGUGUUAAUCGGAUGAAUGAGUUGAGUCUGGACGUCACGACAUGUGGUACAAAUAUGAAAACAGAUGUCAUUGACAUCUCGCUUCAGUUCUUGAAGCGGAAGAGAAUGGAAAUUGGAAUAUUCAGCUAAUACAAAA
Marchantia polymorpha subsp. ruderalis is the source of this 1101-nucleotide messenger RNA. The record is from the annotation of a GenBank genome assembly. NCBI's taxonomy places the organism in Eukaryota, Viridiplantae, Streptophyta, Marchantiopsida, Marchantiales, Marchantiaceae.